AUGAUUCAGCUACUGUUUAUGGUUCUGUUCGCGGAGGGUGCGAUUGCAUUCUUGCUGCUGAUCAAGAUCGGUCCAUUGAGGGAGCUAGUGAUUAAAAGCCUUGAUCAGCUGAAGAUGGGGAAAGGUCCCGCCACUGUGAAAACCAUCGCCGGAACCAUGUCUGUGAUCCUCCUCUCCAAUUUCAUGAGCAUCGUCAAGAUCCAGAACAAAGGUGCUAAGCUCGGCACCAUGUCUCCCAUGGAUCAGGUCCUUUGGCGAACCCACUUGCUUGAAGCCUCUCUAAUGGGAGUUGUACUUUUUCUUGGCUUCAUAAUUGACAGAAUACACCACUACCUGAGAAAGCUAAUCAAUUUGAGAAGCAACGUUGGGUCAUCAAAAGAAGAGCUUGAACAGCUCCAGAGAGAGAGAACCGAGCUGAAGGAGAGAGAGGACAAGGCAUCCAAGGAAAUGAAGCAGCUGCAAGAAAAGCUGUCGUCUGUUUCAGAGAGGCUUAAGAAAGCAGAGAGCGAGUCGAAAGAGAAAGAGAAGAAGCUGGAGACCGCUGAAACCCAUGUGACUGCGCUCCAGAAGCAGUCUGCGGAGCUGCUUCUUGAGUAUGAUAGAUUGCUAGAAGACAACCAAAACCUCCAAAGCCAAAUCUUGGGGAAAACUAAAAAGUGA
Messenger RNA from Microthlaspi erraticum, 660 nucleotides. NCBI's taxonomy places the organism in Eukaryota, Viridiplantae, Streptophyta, Magnoliopsida, Brassicales, Brassicaceae. The record is from the annotation of a GenBank genome assembly.